Messenger RNA from Hyaena hyaena (striped hyena), 426 nucleotides. It is a transcript of the gene IL9, whose product is annotated as interleukin 9. NCBI's taxonomy places the organism in Eukaryota, Metazoa, Chordata, Mammalia, Carnivora, Hyaenidae. The record is from RefSeq and is a predicted model, not a curated record. The transcript is spliced from 5 exons. Bases 1 to 426 code for a protein of 141 amino acids.
AUGCUUCUGCCCGUGGUUCUCGCCUCUGCCCUGCUGCUCUGCUCUGUGGCCAGCCAGAGGUGUUCCACCUUCCUGGGGAUACGUGAUGUAACAGACCUCAUUAACAAACUGCAGGAAGAUCCACCUUCAAAAUGCAGCUGUGGCACCAAUGUGACCGAUUGUUUGUGUCUGCCCGUUCCUUCUGACAACUGCACCACACCAUGCUUCCAGGAAGGGCUGUCCCAGAUAAUCAACUCCACGGUGCAAACCAAGUUCUCCCUGAUUUUCCACCGACUAAGAAGAACUGUGGAAGACUUAAAGAGAAACAAGUGCCAGUCUUUUUCCUGUAAACAGCCAUGUAACCAAACCACAACAGGCAACACGCUUACCUUUCUGAAGAGUCUCCAGGAAGCUUUCCAGAAAGAAAAGAUGAAAGUCAGAGUAUGA